GGUUAAAAGCGCGCCUUGGGGGUUUGGAGCAAACGAAGGGCUACGACAUGGCGUCCGCCGGCUCUGCUUUGGGGCCGUUGGUGACCGGUCUGUACGACGUGCAGGCUUUCAAGUUUGGGAACUUCGUGCUGAAGAGUGGACUUUCCUCCCCCGUCUACAUAGAUCUGCGGGGCAUCGUAUCUCGACCUCGUCUUCUGAGUCAGGUUGCAGAUAUUUUAUUCCAAACGGCUCAAAAUGCAGGGAUCAGUUUUGACACUGUGUGUGGAGUACCUUAUACAGCUUUGCCUCUGGCUACAGUUAUCUGUUCAACCAAUCAAAUUCCGAUGCUUAUUAGAAGGAAAGAAGCAAAGGACUAUGGUACUAAGCGUCUUGUAGAGGGAGCUAUUAAUCCAGGAGAAACCUGUCUAAUCAUUGAAGAUGUUGUCACCAGUGGAGCUAGUGUUUUAGAAACCGUUGAGGUUCUGCAGAAGGAAGGUCUGAAGGUCACAGAUGCUAUAGUGCUGUUGGACCGUGAGCAGGGAGGCAAGGAUAAGUUGCAGGAACAUGGGAUCCGUCUGCACUCAGUGUGUACAUUAUCCAAAAUGCUGGAGAUUCUUGAGCAGCAGAAAAAAAUUGAUGCUGAGAUGGUUGGGAGAGUGAAGCGAUUCAUUCAGGAGAAUGUUUUUGUGGCAGCUUCUCAUAAUGUUUCCCUCUCUUCUGUAAAAAAUGCACCCAAAGAACUCAGCUUUGGUGAGCGUGCAGAGCUGCCUACGGUCCACCCAGUUGCAUCAAAGCUUCUCAGGCUUAUGCAAAAGAAGGAGACCAAUCUGUGUCUGUCUGCUGAUGUUUCAGAGGCCAGAGAACUAUUGCAGCUAGCAGAUGCUUUAGGACCCAGCAUCUGCAUGCUCAAGACUCAUGUAGAUAUUUUGAGUGAUUUUACUCUGGAUGUGAUGAAAGAGUUGACUACUCUCGCAGAACGCCAUGAAUUCUUAAUAUUUGAGGACCGGAAAUUUGCAGAUAUAGGAAACACAGUAAAAAAGCAGUAUGAAGGUGGUGUCUUUAAAAUAGCUUCCUGGGCAGACCUAGUAAAUGCCCACGUGGUACCAGGCUCAGGAGUUGUAAAAGGCUUACAAGAAGUGGGCCUGCCUUUACAUCGGGGGUGCCUGCUCAUUGCAGAAAUGAGCUCUGCCGGCUCCCUGGCCACGGGGGACUACACUAAAGCUGCGGUUAGAAUGGCUGAGGAACAUUGUGAAUUUGUGAUUGGUUUCAUUUCUGGCUCCCGAGUAAGCAUGAAACCAGAAUUUCUUCAUUUGACUCCAGGAGUUCAAUUAGAAGCAGGAGGUGAUCAUCUUGGCCAACAGUACAACAGUCCCCAAGAAGUUAUCGGCAAACGGGGUUCUGAUGUCAUUAUUGUAGGCCGGGGCAUACUUUCAGCAGCUAAUCACCUGGAAGCAGCUGAGAUGUACAGAAAAGCUGCCUGGGAAGCUUACUUGAAUAGACUUGCUGUUUGAAUGCCUCAUAUACAUUCGUGUGAAGGCACUGCAGAUAUGUGGGCUGCUGAAAGUCACUGACUUGAAAUGAUCAGUCUUUUCUACUGCUUGAAUUCUCCAUGGACCUAUGGUGGGACUGGUUGCUGGAAUUAGCAUGGGCUUUAGGAAAUACUGGAUGAUACUAUGAUUACUGCAAUGAUACUAUAAUAAACUCAUUCUCAAGCUUGC
Sciurus carolinensis (gray squirrel) is the source of this 1697-nucleotide messenger RNA. RefSeq names its product uridine monophosphate synthetase (gene Umps). Bases 48 to 1490 code for a protein of 480 amino acids. Gene Ontology annotation, molecular function: orotidine-5'-phosphate decarboxylase activity; orotate phosphoribosyltransferase activity. Lineage: Eukaryota; Metazoa; Chordata; Mammalia; Rodentia; Sciuridae. The transcript has 6 exons. The record is from RefSeq and is a predicted model, not a curated record. Gene Ontology annotation, biological process: 'de novo' pyrimidine nucleobase biosynthetic process; 'de novo' UMP biosynthetic process.